Messenger RNA from Helicoverpa armigera (cotton bollworm), 3021 nucleotides. RefSeq names its product Rab26 (gene Rab26). Gene Ontology annotation, cellular component: trans-Golgi network transport vesicle; endosome; synaptic vesicle. The transcript is spliced from 6 exons. The record is from RefSeq and is a predicted model, not a curated record. Gene Ontology annotation, molecular function: GTP binding; GTPase activity. The coding region runs from base 332 to 1084 and encodes 250 amino acids. NCBI's taxonomy places the organism in Eukaryota, Metazoa, Arthropoda, Insecta, Lepidoptera, Noctuidae. Gene Ontology annotation, biological process: Golgi vesicle fusion to target membrane; regulation of exocytosis; protein secretion.
UCAAUGUGUCCUACAUUCGCCGAUCCCUUAGAUAACCUCAAAAUUUGAGUUUUUGACCCGAACAGAUCAUGUUAUCGACUAUGCACUGUUUUCCUGGGACUAGAGUUUUCAGUGCUCCGUAGUUUUUUCUCAUUUAUAUUGUGAUUGUCAUUCGUAUCGCGUGGGUGUGUAUUGUGGCUCGGUUCUGAACAUUUUCGGCCAAUAUUCGGUUGUGUCUGCUUGUAGACAGUUGUAGGAUGUGUUGUGCAGUGCGAGUUUCAUAUAUUUUCGUCUUAUGAUAGUGUUGAGAGUUCGUUAAGUAAAUGAGUGGUGUCAGUCUUCUUGGAAUAGAAUGAGCCAAAUGGCGACAGACGACAGCAUGAGCGACGACGUGUUUGAAGAUGACACUCUACGUGCGCCCGCGCACACCGCACAACGAAGCACCCCCUCCCCCACGGGCUACAGGGAUUACCAUCCCCCCGUCACCACCCCUGCGAGGAUGCAGGAUGAUGACGAUGUUAUUAUACAUAAGACGAUCCUCCUCGGUGACAGCGGAGUGGGUAAAACCUCUUUACUAGUGCAGUUUGAGACUGGAAAAUUUCAAGCCGGCAAUUUCUCUGCGACAGUUGGCAUCGGAUUUACGAAUAAGGUAGUGACUGUAGACGGCAUCAAGGUGAAACUUCAGAUUUGGGACACGGCUGGCCAGGAGCGCUUCCGUAGCGUCACACACGCAUACUACAGGGAUGCACACGCUCUACUGCUCCUAUACGACGUGACCAACAAGAUCAGCUUCGAUAACAUCCGGGCGUGGCUCGGCGAGAUCCGCGAGUACGCACAGGAUGACGUCGUCAUCAUGUUAUUAGGUAACAAAUCCGACAGCGGCCUAGAGAGGGCGGUGAGGCGGGAGGAGGGACAGCGCUUAGCGAGAGAAUACCAAGUCGCGUUUAUGGAGACAUCAGCCAAAACCGGACUGAAUGUCGAAGCUGCCUUUGCCCAUGUGGCACGAUCUCUAGUAGCGAAAGCGAACCCCGUCGACCCCUCGAGGCUGGCCGUGCGCGCGCAGCCAACACAGGAACAGCGGUCUUCGUGCCCGCCAUGUUCGUAAUUCCGCGGGUAAUUCGAAUUCAGAAUGUGUUCGUUUUCGAAGUGGACCAAAGUUCGUGAACUCUUGAUUGAUCAGUUGAUAAUGUAACGCUGGUGUGAAGAGACGUGUUAUCGGUGUGAGUGAGCGUAUGAUGCUUUUUGGAGCCACAAAUACUGCACAAGUGUUGAACAAUGUUUUAUGAAUGUGGAAAAUAUUAUAUCAAUAUAAUAAUGAUGAUACUUAGGAUAAGGUACUUAUCAACUUCUACAGUAAAUUGUGAUAAGGAAUAAGUACAUACCUUACACCAAAAAUCUCUUUAUACCCUUACAGUUUAUGUAAAACCUGUUAGGUAGUAGAUAUCAAAUGUUUCUUUUCUGUCUGAUAGUCAGAAGAAACACCCACAAUAGCACAGAACAUUAGAAACCUUCAGUAUCAUUCCAGUUUUAAGAAAUCUAAGAAAAAACUUUAAUAUGUAUUACCUAUAAAAGGGCUUGUACCUAAAAUGUACUUUGAUAUAAAUAUAUUUAUUGGAAAAUGUUUACAAUGGUAGUUGUUUAAUCGAUUAAUAAGAUAUUAGGUAUAUUGUUUAUACCUACUUGAAGUCUUGAAACACUAUUGUUUCCUAGAAAAUAAAAACUUAGCAAAUGCGGCAAAUGCAUAUUUUCCCAAGGAAAACAAAUAUAAAGCAUACACUUUGAGCCUCUUCAUUUCAAAUGGAGUUUUGGAGCGGCAUUUAAUAGUUGCCAUUAUUGAGCUUAUGGCUGAGUAAAGGUACUACAAAACAAGUUAAGUAGCUGGAUUCAAGAGUCCUGACACAUAGCCGUAACACAUUUUCACGACCAAUCAGACACUUUUCAGGGGAAACUCAGGAUCUUCAAUUUAUGACGCCAAAAGUUUGCAAAUAGACGUUUUUGCUAGAGCUUGGUGUUGCUACGAAUUAGACCAUAUAUAAUGAGUCAAGUCUCUAUGCCUAUGGAUGGUUCAUGAUUCUAAUUAAUAUGCUCAUUGAUUGCUCACAAAAUUUACUGCAUUUGUCAAGAAAUUGUUUAAAAUUUUAAAUGCAUAGGAAGCAGUUGGUUUUAUUUCAGAAGAUUCUUUAAUUGUUAUAUUUCAUGUUAAUAAAGUUAAAUAAAUCAGUAUUUACAGAUUUCCGUUAACUAAGUAGGUACGUUGCGACUUGUAUAAUUUCGUGCGUUUCGAAUUAUCUCCAUUGACGCACUUCUAUGUAAUAAAGUAGAAUCUAAGUGAGAAAACCCUUAUCCCUGUGAUAACUAAUAUGUAUUAAAUUAUAUAUACUUACGUGUUUUAAUAAUAUCGCAUUAUGAUGUAACAUAUCGAUCAAGAUUUCUUAUUAUUGUUCCCGAAAGCCUCUUUUCUGUAAUGAAAUGAAAUCAGAGAUAUUGUUAUAUAUAAUAGUUAUAUACUCAGAUCAUAUUAUAGAGGUAAUGUUGCUAACGGAUGAAUAAUGGUUACAAUAGGAGGCACCUACCUAAUCUUUUCUUUUUAUUUAGUAAGGCAAAACGUUCUGAUUUUUUGUUUGUCUCAAGAAGUAACCGCAUUGCGGUAGAUACCUACAGAAGUUUUUUUCUAUGUUGUAUAUUCAAAAAUAUAUUUUUAUGUAAGAAAAAUAAAUAGACUACUUUUGGGUUUGAGGCUCAAAAUCAUUUUUUUUAUUUGUAUGUUAUUAUUAUUGCAGCAUUCUAAAAAUAAAAGCUAUUAAUAUCGUUUCUUAAAAUAAAGUUAUGUUUCCUUAUGACAAAAUGUAAUUUCUCUCAAGUCUAUUUUAUAUCAUAAGUAACGACCUUGAUGAAAAUAAAGAAAACCGUUUUAUGAUAAUAAGAUUCUAAUGUACUUACUUGUAAAGUAUUGUAUAAUUAUUGUCGUUGCAAAUUAUGUUUAAAUGUUGUGUGGCGUGAAUGUUGCUUGUGCAGAAAAUAAUAAAUUAAACCGUGACAUUA